AUGAUCAUUAUGAUCACAAGAUCUAUAGGGGAUCCAGUCAUCAUGUUCAUUAUGAUGCAAUCAUUGGUUCGCCGCCGCGUGCUCUUGAUUGACUCGGGAGUAUAUCGCAAUGGCCCAACCCAGCACAUGCAUGAUGUCCUGGGUUUUGACGGCGUAAAACCCGCAUACUUUCGUUGGGCCGCUCGGAAGCAGAUCUCUUUCUACAAGACCGUUUCCAUGAAAAAUGGCUCGGUGACUAAGAUCAAGUCCACGGGAAGUGAGGGUGAUACGUACUUUAAAGUCUACCGGAGCCACCAUGGAAAGCAGGAGGUCUUGACCGCACGGAAGGUAAUUCUCGGUACGGGUCUUCGCGACCUGCUCCCCAAGACGCCGGGUGUCCGCGAGAACUGGGGCAACGGUAUCUACUGGUGCGCCUGGUGUGACGGGUUUGAACAUGCCGACCAGAAGAUCGGCGUCCUCAAGUCCCUCGAAAAGUCUAUCGGAACGGUCCGCCAGAUCCUGACACUAAACCGCGACAUUAUCCUCUUUACCAACGGGACUGACACGCCACAAGCACGCGAGGCCCUAGAGAAAACCACCCCCAGAUGGCAGAAGUUCCUGAGGCAACAUUCCGUGAAGAUCGAGAACCGACCAAUUAAGUCAAUUGAGAAAGUGCGCGGGGGCCACACGCACGGAGACCCAAGCUUGCCGAGUACGCCUAGCGACAACCUGUUCCGCGUCAACUUUAGAUACGGCCGUCCUGUUUUUAGGAAUGGUUUCAUGCUCGAAGAAGACCCCAUUCAAGCGUCCAAAAUCGGGGAGAAGAUGGGCGUUCAUUUGUUCGGGGGCAGGUUGGGGAUUAACUUCAACAGCAUGGAGACGAACGUUCCAGGCGUCUAUGCUGUCGGAGACGCCAACUCUGAUAAUUCCACCAACGUGCCUCAUGCAUUCUGGAGUGGCAAGAGAGCCGCAGUUUCUGCGCACGGCGCCAUUGGAAGAGAGGAUUAUAACAGAGACGUUAAAAAACAGCGCAAGAGAGCCGUGGUAGAGGACCCUAGGACUAUCUGGAAUAGGAUGAACGGUAAAGUUGGGGACUUGCUUUAUGCUGGUGAAUUCGACCGGCUCUAG
This is a messenger RNA of Hirsutella rhossiliensis, 1107 nucleotides long. RefSeq lists its product as uncharacterized. The record is from RefSeq and is a predicted model, not a curated record. Lineage: Eukaryota; Fungi; Ascomycota; Sordariomycetes; Hypocreales; Ophiocordycipitaceae. The transcript is spliced from 4 exons. Bases 1 to 1107 code for a protein of 368 amino acids.